Parathielavia appendiculata is the source of this 3604-nucleotide messenger RNA. RefSeq lists its product as uncharacterized. NCBI's taxonomy places the organism in Eukaryota, Fungi, Ascomycota, Sordariomycetes, Sordariales, Chaetomiaceae. The record is from RefSeq and is a predicted model, not a curated record. Gene Ontology annotation, cellular component: plasma membrane. The coding region runs from base 433 to 3258 and encodes 941 amino acids. The transcript has 5 exons. Gene Ontology annotation, molecular function: phosphorelay sensor kinase activity; histidine phosphotransfer kinase activity. Gene Ontology annotation, biological process: phosphorelay signal transduction system; protein autophosphorylation.
GGGGAAUGUGCGAUCUGAAAUCUCCAUCUGUCUGCCACAGCGACGGUCGUGAUGUCAUGCUGGGGCUAUGCUAGCCAUAUAUGGUUAGAAGGGUCUCCAGGUAAGAGGCAACAAUUGGAGCAGUCCAGACGACCACUCAUGAGCCUCCAACCUGCAACGUCUAAGUUUUCACACAACCGAGCCAGACACCGCCUGAUACCCUCCGACGACGGAUUCCACUGUCAACACCAUGUCCUCAACUUAGGGGGUAUCCCAAUACGGCAUGCCAUCUCCCGAUGUUCCUCACUCUACAGCGGAUGUCAACAUCGGUACUGUUCCGACACAUAUCCACGCUUGCGCGGUACGAAGGGCCCAGGCGCAGCCCUGGCUUGUACGCCCCCUGCGCGUCUACGGCCCAGUCGUCUCCAUCUUUAGUUUUGACGACGCGCCAAGAUGGAUACGGCAGAUGGAUAUCGACAGCUUGAGAAGAAGUUCGAUUGGUGGCUCAUCGUUGCUGCCUUCUUUGUCUCGUUCCUCGGCACCUUUACUUCCACGCAGCUCAUGAUCCAAGCCCAGCUAUCAUCGAAUUUCUUCACCGUCUUCACAUGGAUCGCGCUUAUCGGUUUGACGUUUGGCUUCUGCGCGUCUUGGAGUCUGCAUUUUGUCGGCAUGCUGUCUUGCAAACUCGACUUACCCAUCAAAUUGGAUGUCGGCUUGACCCUGCUCAGCGCCGUCCUUGCAGUCAGCUUCACCUUUGCCUCACUUGGAGCCGAGUUGUUAUGGAAGCGCUAUAACAGCAAUAAGCGGCAGAACGCUGCCCACCGCCGACCGACUCGCCGCGUGACGGGGAGUGCGGAUCUUGAAGACGCGGACUCUUCCAGGGGUCUUCUGGCGGACGGUCCCAUGAACGGUAUCGGCGGGGACGGGGCCGACGGAGAAGGGAACGAUUCAAUUGAAAUUGGCCGAAUCGAUGCGCUUCCAGAGCAGGCUGGAGUCUUCCCUACAGUCGGUCCUUCCGGCAUGUCGGUUCCCCGCCGCGGAUCGCCCGAGUUUCGUCGUCGUGAUUCAGACCCCUCGUCGAGUGGGCCUCGAGGCUCGGGGUCGCAGUCGGAUUUGAGGAUCGGAUCAGGUCAGCUUGAUCUCAAGAGCAUGGCUGAUCACGGAGCUGCCCCGACACAGAAUGCAUUCGUCGCAACUUAUUACGGCAUCCUGAGUGGCAUGAGGUGGAGAGCUGUCGGGAUGGGGCUCGUCUGGUCGCUUUCGUUGACGUGCAUGCAUUACGGGGGCUUACUCGCGAUGAACAUUCCGGAAGGCCGGCUAACCUUCAAUCCGGUAUUGGUGAUCCUCUCCGCCAUCAUUUCUUGGGUGGUAUGUGUUGCGGGAUACAUCUACAUGGUCAACAUCGAACCCCAUCUCAGCCAGCAGGUGCUCUUCUCUGCCAUCGCGGCUUCAGGCAUAGCUGCCAUGCAUUUCACAGGCUUACGAGCAACCACUUUCUGGUCUCGAGUUCCACCUGCUCAGGUUGGAGGAUAUCCUCUACAGCUUCCGAUCGCAGUUUGCACCGUCGCCAUCCUCACCUGUACCUUGGCCAACGGUCUGUUGGCGCAUAAUGCGACAGUCUCACGCAACAAACUUGCAGAGAUCGUCUUGACACGGCGAAAGCUGUGGCGAGCUCUGGCACAGAAAGAGAAUGCAGAACUGGCUGCAGCUGCGAGAAGCAAUUUCAUCGCAUCAGCUUCUCAUGAGAUUCGGACUCCUCUUCAUCACCUUCAAGGCUAUAGCGAUCUGUUAUCGAAGGCCAACCUGAGUGAUGAUGCGCGUCAACUCGUCUUGUCCAUUCAAAAUGCGACAAAAACAUUGUCUUUGAUUACAAACAACGUUUUGGAUUGGUCGAAGCUGGAGAGCGAUCGAGACGCAUCCUGCCGCCUGGCACCUUCAGAUAUGCGAUCGGUCUUCGAAUCCAUCUUGGUCCUUCUCCCUCACCAAGACGAACAAAACGACGUCGAAAUUCUGGCCGUGGUCGCACCAACUGUGCCGGAAACCCUCCUGCUUGACGAGGCCUACAUUCAGAGGAUUCUAAUGAACUUGCUUUCGAACGCUCUCAAGUUCACCAGCAGUGGCUUUGUCAUGCUGAGUCUGGAGAUGGACGACGGUGACCUGAUCGCCAAAGUAACGGACUCUGGUGCGGGCAUUCCGUCUUCCUUUAUUCCCCGGCUCUUCGAGCCAUUUUCCCAGGGAAAAACUCGCGGGACACAAAGAGGGACUGGCCUUGGUCUUAGCAUCGUCAGGCAACUCCUUUACAAAAUGCAAGGCGAUAUCUCCGUGGAAAGCCGACACGUGGACGAUGGGUUCAGCCCCAGUGAAACGGGGACGACCUUCACGAUUCGGAUACCAGUACAAAUGUCACCAACUUCUCAGCCAUCAACAGGACAGAACAUUGAGCCGAGUACCGUCGCGCUGUUCUCACCACCUCCGCGCUUACUAGACGGGCUCCAAACAGCGUGGCAGCUUUUCGGUUACGACGUAGUAGUCGUCAACCACUUCUCCGAAUUGGCAAAUUACGAAAUCAAAUAUGCAUGGGCCGACUUUCGGUACCUGGCAGAGGAUGCCGAAUGCUUGCGGCACUUGCUGAGUCAAGCGAGCCUCACGACAUUCGUGCCGUUUGAGCACCAGGAGUCACUGCAGCACCUUCCUGGCGUACUUUCGGCGCCACAUUUUGUGCCACUCCCGAAGCCUCUCAUAUGGCAUACGUUCUACAAGCGUAUUGCGAUAGCUGCUCAUGCCGCUGCUGCUAUUAGAGCCUCUUCGCCGUCGGCGGAGAUCGGCCCGAAGACCCAGCUAAGGAACGGCGUGGAGAGACAGCUUUCCCAUGAGGAAAGUCCGACAGCUGGGACCGUCAACAUCCUCUUGGUCGAGGAUAAUGCGGUCAACCAGAAGCUGUGUAUCAAGAUGCUCUCCUCUCUGGGAUACUCUGUCUUGCUCGCCAAUGAUGGCAACCAAGCAAUCGAGCAGACCAUGAAGCACGAUAAAAUUAUCGACUUGAUCCUCAUGGACCAGUCCAUGCCGGUAAAAGACGGGAUAUGUGCCACGCGAGAGAUUCGCGUUCUGGAGCACAGCGGCAAACUAUCCAAAAGGCAUCCCAUCAUUGCCUUGACGGCUGUGGUGAGCACAGAGUCGAGGGCACAGUUUAAGAGCGCUGGUGCCGACGACUUUCUUGCGAAACCGUUAUCGUUCGCAAAGCUGGAACAGACUCUGGCCACAUUUCUAAGGAUUGAGUAAUAUGAAGCGUUAUUGUAUUGUACCCAGUUGUUACGAGCGAUGUCCAUGUAUAUACGAAGUCAGAUAUUCGCCCAAUGUUUGGGCACCAGGCCACACCAUGCUUCCAUGUAGGGAACAGACUUAUAGACCAUUUGGAGAGACUGGUAAUUCGCCAAGUUAGCGGGGACCUGGCGAGACGUGAUAGAGGAAGAGGCAGGAGAUGGUUGGACUGUCUUGGAUAUCUUGAUCAAACGGCGGGACCGGGUCAAGGUGAAAAUCGAGGGAGUUCUCCGCGAGUGAUUUUCAUUGUGAUCGGGCGCUACAUGAUUGGGAAAAGAAGCCAGGAGAGACAUUCAGCAAUAUCUGA